Messenger RNA from Antechinus flavipes (yellow-footed antechinus), 1275 nucleotides. RefSeq names its product ribosomal biogenesis factor (gene RBIS). Gene Ontology annotation, cellular component: nucleolus. The coding region runs from base 679 to 960 and encodes 93 amino acids. Gene Ontology annotation, biological process: ribosome biogenesis. NCBI's taxonomy places the organism in Eukaryota, Metazoa, Chordata, Mammalia, Dasyuromorphia, Dasyuridae. The record is from RefSeq and is a predicted model, not a curated record. The transcript is spliced from 6 exons.
GAUUCAGGUAACUAAAGUAGGGCAGCAGCGCCACCUGCAGUUCGCUCGGAGAAUGCCAGUCACACACCAGAACUCAGCUCCGGGGCAGUUCAGACAAUAGCUGCUCGCUCCUACGGAUGCUUUGGUUCUCCGGUUUCAGAAACGCCGUGUAAUGCUUUCUAGUAAAGGGCGCUGCCUGCCGGGAAGCACGAGUCGUUUCCAAGGAUAGAACAUCCUAGAGGAGGGGAGGGACGGCAACUUUCGAGAGCAGGGCUAGAGCAGCAGUUCUCCUGGGGGCGGAGCUGGACGGAGCGGAAGCGCCGCUAGAGGCGGGGCGUCCCCUUUUCCGGAAGGCGGUGCCUCUCGGGUGCGUUUGACCGGGCGCUCCACUAGCGCCACAUACGUCAGCCUGACUGGUGGGGCUGCACGUGGUCUGCUGCGUUCCUCUGCCUGGGUCCCCCGGAUACGACUUGCACGCUGCAUAAUCACCCCAGAAGCCUUGUGAAUUUUAGUUCCUGUCAGUUCUCUUCCCUGUAUUCUAAUCUACACAAAAGUAUAUAUUUGAAGUUUCUGCAACAUGAUGGUUUGGGAAUUGCCACUGUUGAACUGAUUGAGAUAACCAUUGGUGUCCAGUAUACAUAGAAAGUGCAGCAUUAAGAUUAUCUUGUUUUUGGAUGAUCAAAAAACAAGCUCCAGACAAUGGGGAAGAACAAAGGGAAAGGGCAAAAGAUCAAGGAUGUAUUUCAUAUUGCUAAGAAGAAUUUGAAGGCUAAAAAUAAAGCUAAACCAGUUACCACAAAUCUUAAGAAGAUAAACAUUGUGAAUGAAGAAAAAGUUAGAACUGUAAAUAAGGCAUUCAUAGAUAUCCAAAAAGAGCUUGCACACUUCUCGAAAAGGCUGUCACUUGAACCUGAUCACCUGUGCUCUUCAAGUGAAACAAUUACGGUGGAUGAUGCCACAAGAUUAAUGGCUCAGUUGUAAUAUAUAUUGGAAGUAUCUGGAUUCUAAGAAAUGGACCAACAAAACUGGUGCUUGUAUAGUUUUAUUUUUUAAAAAUGUUAAUGUACAGGCAUUGGCACAUUUUAAUGCAAACUACAAAGGCUUUCCUAAAAUCUAGGAAAGUGGAAUGUCAAGAAGUCAACACAAAACAUGAAAAACUUAAAGUGCUAAAACAGAAAGGCACUUCACAAAAUUUGUUCAUCUAAACAAUUCAUGUGUUAUUUUAUAUCCUUCACUUUGCAAAUGGCAGUGAAAACUCAUUGGACUAGAAGGACAUAAAUAAAAAUAUGGACAGCU